UGUUUGUGUUGACAAGCCAAUAUGUCGGCUACCGGUGUGAGAGUUAGUGUUCAAGAUCAAUAUGUGAUCAUAGAUAAUGGCAUUCUCCAGUUGACUCUGUCAAAUCCAGAUGGGAUUGUGACGGGAGUUCGAUAUAACGGUCUUGAUAAUCUGAUGGAAGUUCUUAAUAAAGAAGAUAAUAGAGGGUAUUGGGAUCUUGCCUGGAAUGCACCUAGAGCCUCCGGAGCAUUUGAUGUUAUAAAAGGAACGGAUUUUAGAAUAAUACUUCAAAGUGAAGAGCAGGUGGAAGUUUCAUUCACAAGAACAUGGGCUCCAUCCCUCAAAGGCAAGCUCGUCCCCUUGAAGAUAGACAAAAGAUUUGUAGUGCUUCGUGGUAGCUCGGGCUUCUACACAUAUGCAACCUUCGAACACCUUCAAGGAUGGCCUGACUUCGAUAUUGAUGAAAUCAGGGUUACAUUCAAGCUUAGGAAAGAUAAGAUAGAUGCACAUCACACUAGAAAAAAUAUUGAUUUGGGUGACCUUGUUUACGAACCCCCAAGAGAUGGUGUCACCCUAUGGGAAAUAGGCGUCCCUGACCGUUCUGCUGCUGAAUUCUAUAUUCCAGAUCCAGAUCCUCGAUAUGUUAAUAGACUUUACGUCAAUCUUCCUACUGAUAGAUUUAGGCAAUAUGGCCUGUGGGACAGAUAUGCAGAAUUGCAUCCAGAUGGUGAUCUUGUUUAUACAAUUGGUAAAAGUGACUAUAAGAAAGAUUGGUUCUUUGCUCAAGUUACCAGGAAGACUAAGCAAAACUCGUAUCAGCCAACCACGUGGCAGAUUAAGUUUCAUCUUGAUAGCGUUAAUCAAAGUGGAAAUUACAAGCUUCGAGUUGCACUUGCAUCUGCUACCCUUUCUGAACUACAAGUUCGUUUCAAUGACUUGAAAGCAAACCCUGCUCACUUUACAACAAGGUUGAUUGGACGGGACAAUUCAAUUGUGAGACAUGGAAUCCAUGGAUUAUACUGGUUGUACAAUGUCGAUAUACAAAGUGCUUGGCUUGUUCAAGGUGAUAAUACGAUAUUUCUCACUCAACCAAGAAACCAGAGUGCUUUUCAGGAAAUUAUGUAUGACUACAUCCGUAUGGAAGGGCCCUCAAACUCUUAG
This is a messenger RNA of Elaeis guineensis (African oil palm), 1140 nucleotides long. Lineage: Eukaryota; Viridiplantae; Streptophyta; Magnoliopsida; Arecales; Arecaceae. The record is from RefSeq and is a predicted model, not a curated record.